GCUACCGCUGCGGUCACACUGGUCGUGUCGCACAAAUAAAAUAAUAAAAGAAAAGCAGAAGGCAAAAUAAACAGCCGACCCGAUAACUGAGCACAAAAAUAAGGCGUACGUAGUAUAGACGAGCAGGCAAACAAGGCGGCUGUGCGGGGCGGAGAUCCUUCUUACCGGAGCGGAGUGGAGCUGAGCGUGACAAUGGGCGCCUGUGUGUGUCGCAUGAACCCCGACAACGAGACGAUGAGCGUCUCCUCGGCGAGCAUCUCGCGUCCGGCCAGCGCAGGCAUUGCCAUGGGCGCUGCGCGCAAGAACCGACCGCUCUGCCACGAGACCAUCCGGUGGCGGUCCGACGUCCCACUCACCGAGGGGCAGCUGAGGUCGAAGCGGGACGAGUUCUGGGACACGGCGCCGGCCUUCGAUGGCCGCAAGGAGAUCUGGGAUGCGCUGCGGGCGGCCACCAACGCGGCCGAGGGCCUCGACUUUCAGAUGGCGCAGGCCAUCCUGGACGGGGCCAAUGUCUCAGUCCCGAAUGGCUACCUCACAGAAUGCUACGAUGAGCUGGGCACCCAGUACAAGGUGCCCAUUUACUGUCUGUCAUAUCCCAUAAAUAUCGUCAAGGAGGAGAACGGACGCGACUCGCCUGCCGAAUACUCUGAGCCAGUGGAUGGCGGAACCGAGAUCUUUCUGAAGCUGCGCAUAUCAUCGACCAUGAGUGAUGUUAAGCUGCCGGUGUACUCCAAGGACACCGUGGGGCAGUGCAAAAAGAAGCUUCAGGCCGCCGAGGCUGUCGACGCCUGUUGCCAGAGAUGGUUCUACAGCGGCAAGUUGCUGGGCGACAAGGUGCCCAUCGACGAGUGCAGCAUACACCAGGGCUACGUGGUGCAGGUUAUUGUGAACACAGAGCACUACAACCACGACAAUAGCACGAGUACGGCGCAUGCCAGCUAGCGGCGCAGUCAACUCCCACUAGUCAACAGCAAUAGCAACAGCAAGGAGCCACGACAGCAGCCGCAGGAUCAGCAGCAGCAGCAGCAGCAACAACUUUUGGCCAAAGCGGGCAGCGGCAUUCGAGGGAGAAGGACUGCCAUAUACUCAGUUCACAGCACAAGGAACCUUAAGGGGAAUGUACAGCAAACACCAGAGCAUCAGCGGGUACAACAGCAACAGCAUACUCAUUGCAUUUAUCAAAAUAAGCAACAAUUGCAAAUUGUAGCUCUGUCUGCCUUGUUGCUGUUGCUGUUGUUGUGGCUGCUCGCCUUGUUAUGCUUUGUUUAAUAUAUCUAUAUAUAAAAUAUGAAACAAAAGAUCGAAACCGAGUUGCUGAGGAAGGGAAAUCGGAAUGGGAAAUGAUUAUAAGAUACAUAAAUUAUAAACCUACAUAUAUUUUUUUGAUAAUAAUUACUUGAUAAUAAUGCAACUGAUUUAGGCGGUCUACAAAGCAUAUACUGUCCACUGUAUAUGGAACCUGCUGUAUUGAGCAUUGUAACCGAAAUUUUCUCGGGCACUCGUCUAUUGAAAAACUGAAAAAUGUGUAAAUUUUUAUAAAAACCAAAAUGAAAGGCCUCUAUUAACUAAUUGUAAGCAAGUGCUAGAUCAUUUGCCUAAUGUACAUGUAAUGUAAAAAUAAACAAGAACUGUAGUAUUUGGCCGCAAUAGAAAGCAUGCAACAAACAAUUUUUGAUACUGUACAAAAUGCCAAUCACAAUAUUAUGAAAGUGAACAUAAUUGUGACAAAACCCAGAGAAAACACAAAUUGUUAAGCAAAUUACUUGCUCAAAUGUAGUUAACACGAAUGAGGGGAACACAUCGCGAGAACAGAGAUGGAGUGCGAGGUAGGGAGUUGAAGAGUUAACCCAAGUACCUUAUAAAUGUAUAUGAUUUAAUUUGCUUUUAGAGUCAAUAAUUUAUCUCUCAAGCACAUCAAUUUCUUGUAUAAUUUCUUUAAUAAAUUCGGUAUGGUCAAAUGGCCGUUUUAAGUGCGCUGAA
Messenger RNA from Drosophila takahashii, 1980 nucleotides. RefSeq names its product ubiquitin domain-containing protein 1. NCBI's taxonomy places the organism in Eukaryota, Metazoa, Arthropoda, Insecta, Diptera, Drosophilidae. The record is from RefSeq and is a predicted model, not a curated record. Gene Ontology annotation, molecular function: protein binding.